CUUAACCCAGUCAAGAACAACGUUCGCUCGGUCUGACUUACACGAUGAAGAGUUUAAGUCGGCCUGCGGUUUCUACAGUUUCGAUCCUCUUAAUUUUUUACAUUGGCUACUCUUGGGCUAGAUCAUAUCAGGUAAAAUAUUUAUUUUCAAUAUUGUAAAGGAUAGCCGUUUUAACUAUUUCAUGAUUUCAUGUUUACAAAAUAGCCAUUUUUUCUUUGCCUAGGAAAUCCACCAUUUGUUAACGGACGACGAGAGAGAGUUGAUUUUUGGCCACCCAUUUCCAGAGUAUGGUAAGAAAAUUAUUUCAAUUAAAGCUAUGCUAAGCUAAUCUGGGAUGCAUCGAAAUGAAUUUUAGAGUUUUCGUCUGCAUUUCAAUAGAAGUAUAAUAAUGUCUUUAUAGCUUAUUUGUACCGGUUUGGACAAUAAGUUUAAUAGGAAAAGCUAUCCGACUUUCGAGUACUUCUCCGGUCAAGCUGAUGAUCAGAACAAUUUUUCCUUUAGCUUUCAGAAAAGAGCUAUCUUAGAAACUGGGAUAAGCUCAUUUUUCCAUUGCAUCCCAACUCUAUCGUUCAUUCCAAAAUAGAGACUCGUCUUGUUUAUGCCGUUUUGUUUUGUUAUUCGAAAUUCAGUUAACUGUCAAAUCUAGAAUCGCUAAAUUAUUCAUUCAUAUAAUAAGCAAUGACGGACAUAAAAGUUAUUUAUAUAUUUGAGCACUUCUUACAAUAAGCUUAGAAUACAAAUAACAUAAGUCAACUAGGGGUCAUACGACACGAUUUUUAGAAGAUCAGACUUCGUAGCAGUUGGCUCUUGUCCAUUUUUCAAUCCUGGAAAUAAAAUGUGUGGGGUUAAUGCCUAAAACACUAAAAAAACACAUAAGCAUCAACGACAUGAACCCUUACUUUAAUUUAAGGGUCGCAGUUUGACGAAUUUAUUAACAAAAAAGAUGUAGCUUCCUUUCAUAGCCUAAGGUAGUUUUGUAGGCCCGUCAAAUACCGUUAAGGUUUUGAAAUAGUAUGAUCCUAGGUAUUUCAGUUUAAUCACAAAUUUAAAAUAACGCAUUGAGGCGUGCAUGCAAUAAAGCUUGAUAUCUUCUUAUGCAAUUAUACGCUUCAUGAAAUGAAAAAAGUAAACAAAUCAAGAUUUGUUCAGGUCUGUUUGUUUCUGGUAUGAACUCCUGCUGCUAUGAAUUGUCAACAGCUUGUUUUAUCAUUUUUCCAUGAUCCAACAAACAUUCCAGACAAGGUAUCAGACACUGGAAAAUUGCUACCCAAGGUCCCUAAGCCCCGUCCACACGCACACGGAAAUUUUUUAAUAAUUCGGCUUCCGUCCACGUGCCAUACGGUGAAUCCGGCAUAUGAAUCCGCAACGUUUUUAAUCCAUCUCCGCUCCAGAGUGGAAAUUUUUAAAUAUUCUAUGAAACCGGAACCGUGUAGACGCCAAUCCCGGGUAGUUUCUUAUCCAGUGACGUAACAAGAUCGGGCCCAGUUCCUUACCGUGAUGGUGCCAAGCGCAAUAAUUGCUUCUUUAAUACUUCUUGGAAUUCAGUUUCGUGUCUUAUAAACGUGUGUGCCGGAGUUACUGUACUUUUAAUUAUUCCCGACCGGCUGCUCGACAUUCUGAGGCUUUUUUCCAUAGCGGACGGACGAAUUGGACCGAAAACAAGUUUAACAAACGAACUAGUCAACUAGAGCUUGGGACUGUCAGCGAAACAAGUUAUUGAAGAAUAAUGGCACGAAAACUUUCGCAUCAGCGGAAAAACACAUUUCAAAUUAGCUUACGAGCUGAGAGUGAGUGUGGCUGGACAAAUUCAAUUUGAACGUGUGGGCGUGGAAAGUUUUUGAAUCCGCAAAGAGAUAUUUGCAGAUUCAAAAGUAUCCGGAUACUUGUGGGCAGGGCCCUAGAUAUUCCACCACCAAUUGUUUUCAUACGCGCAUGCACCAAAUCGAAGCUUUGUGCGUUUUCCCGUUUUUUGACUGACCUAUCAGGAACGAGUGACGUCAAAAAGGAUAGCUAUUUUCAUCUCCUAAAAACGCUUUCGACUUUUCUUUGCUUGUCUGCUAGACUUGCUCACAAGGCGACUUUUUUCCUCUCAGAGAUUAAAUGUACUAAAGAACUUCUACUCGUCCCCUUGACUUUAAAUAGCCUGACAAAGCGCGCGCAUUUUCGUGCCUUCUCAAGCCAAAAAAAUUGCCUGCUUUUAGCUAUCAGCAGGACCCCAUAACCUCCUGCUGUCAGUUGGUUUGUUUAUUUGCUUGCUAUACUGACAGCAUCAAAGGCUUUUUAAAACAUCUCAUUUUUACCUUUUUGAUAUGUUUUACACACAGUUCCAGAGUACGACAUAUCUCAUCCUGUUCAAGUUGAUGAGAGCGGCAAGUUCUUAUCACGUGACCUAGCAAAUGGCAAUGCUCGUCGAAAGAGAGAUGUACGAAGUUCUGUCCAAGAGCCUGUAUACUUUAAACUCUCAGCCUUUGCGCAAGAUUUCCACUUGAGUGUCACACUGAAUCAUCAGUUAUUCUCUUCCAAUUUUGAGGUAGAGAUUCGAGGAAACAGCUCAGAAUUUCAUUAUGACAUUGAACACUGCCAUUACAUUGGGCAGCUAAUUUCUCCUGAAGGAAAAAGAAACAAAGUAGCACUUAGCAACUGCGAUGGACUGGUAAGCUAUAUGUCGUUAAUAUAUCGAGAGAUGUGGGUUGGGAGGUGUUUAAUACAAUGCCAUAAAACAACCGCAACGUUGACGCCUACCAUGCCCUACUAAAAUAAUCAGCAAGUUACAGGAGAUUAAAACCGCGAUAAUUUACUAGUUACGUAUUAGAAAUGCUCUAACGGCGGCAUUUCUCACGGAUUUGUCACGGUCAUGCGUUACCUGAUUAAAAAUUCCCAAUGUCGAGAAACGUGCACGCUUUUUUUCCUGAACGAAGUGAUUCCCAAAUUAAUCUACAAUUUCUACCUCUCAUCAAGACUUAGAACAUCCCAUAUAGAAGUCUCUUCCCUCACUCAGGACCGGUGCACGAGAGUAACGGCUUUUUACUUUGAAGUUUUAAGCACAAAGUAUUCUAAACAAAUACAAAUGAAAAAACGAACGUAAAUAAAUGGACGCUGACUAGGAAGCCAGAUAAGAAUGUAUGUAAAAGUUUAACGUAUUUAUUAGAUUAACCGCCCUGGGCGCUUAUUAAAUUUUUCGACCUAGGGAGUGGGCGCUUAUUCAAGGCUGGGCGCUUAUUAAGACGCAAUCCACAAGGAAAUUGAGUAAUUUUAUUUCUGAGAGGGCAAAAACCUUGUACCAGAAUAAUUUAGAGAAUACUGCAUUCUCUUUUACAUUUUUCAAGGGCUAAAGAUGUAAGCAGUCACCUGUAAUAACACCAAAGAAAAUUUCUCAUGGAAGUACGAGAAAACUAAUGUCAAAUUUCACAAAAAUUGUCUAAACACAGGAAACAUUCUGGACAUUUUAUGUGUAAGACGUAAUUUUAUGAAAUUUGACAUUUAUUUUCUCUGGCUCCCAUAAGAAAAUGGUCUUUUGUGUUAUUACAGAGAUGACUAAUUACAUCUUUAACACUUGAAAAGUGUAAAAAAGAAUGCAGGUUUUUGUCCACUGAAAGGUAAAAUUACUCGAUUUCCUGGUGGAUUCGGUCUUUAAUUUUUACCAUUUUCAGCAAGUGUAAUAUGUUUAUUUUGCGACAAAACAAUAAAUGGUAGUAACGCAACAAAGCAAGGUUUCUGUAAAAUACUCGGAAGAAAACUCCGCCUUCGCGGGAGUCUCUUGAGUACUUAUUCAAUAUUUUCUGGGGGGUGUGGGAGGAUGAAGAGGGGUUCGGGUGGGGAUGGGCGCUUAUUCUAGGUUGGGCGCUUACUCGAAGUGGGCGCUAAUUGGAGGUUGGGCGCUUAUUCGAAUAAAUACGGUAAUUUCAACUGAUAUAGAAAUAAUGCUGGAAAAAUUUUUUUCUCAAUUUUUCUUUUCUGUCUGUUUUUAUAACAAUGAAUACACGCAGCAAGGAUUAAUGCGCACUCCAGAGGACGUUUUGAUGGUACAUCCACUGCCCGACCGACUGGGACUGGAGAAAAACAAAACACGAGCCCACGUGAUCCAUAAAAGAUCCUUAGCCCCGCACCAGACUCUCAGAAGGGCCAUGCAAGACGAGAAAAGAUCUGCAGGCUGGUGUGGAGUGCAAGGUAUUUUUGGAAUAAUUAAAACAUUCAUUCUCUUGAGCAAGUUGGAGAGCUUUGACUGACGACCAUCUCGAGUAUAUCAGUUAAUUGGCUGAAAGCUUUUUGCAUGCCUUGAAAGAGAUUUUGCUCGCUGGACAUCAUUGUUCCUAAUUUUUUUUAAAAACAAUGUUUCAUUUGAGAACUAAGUGGCCUUCAUAGGGAAUUUCAAGUUAACAGGUCAACUAAAUCAUCUCUUUGUUAAGUUGUUUAAAGCACCGCAUGUGUGGCUAAUCUGGCAAGGCCAUACUAACAGUUAUAAGCUAACUGACCAAUUAACAGUUCGCAUAGAGCGUACAGCGAAUAAAAACGCGAGAAAAUGGGUUUAAUAUUGCUACUAGAUUAAAAUUUUAAAACAUAGCCCCUACUGUCCGGGGACAGAUUGUCAUCAGGAAAACAGACAUCAAUGAAUAUUAACUAUAUGAAGUAAGUAGCAAUUGUCGCUGUAUAUGAACGAUAAAUGCUACUUAAAGGGGCUGUGUCACGGCAGUUCAGUUCAUUUUGUUUAAUUUUGCCAAUUACUCGCCCUCAAUCGCUAUGGAACUUAAAGUAAGCAAAGAAACUGCACGUAAAUGACAAAAUCAGAGAUCCGAGACAAACAAAUAUGUCUCCUGAGCAUUAUUUUUGAAGUUACAAGCAGCAGGGAUCAACUUUUAAAAACUGUUAGGCUGAACAGUUUUCAAAAACCCUAAUUUCAAUCCGUUUCAAUCUUCUUCACUUUUGCCCAUCCGUGGCAUCUGUUGUUUCUGUUAUGUUAUUUUAGCCUUCCUUUAAAGUUUUAAGCGGUUAUUUUCAUGUUUCUCUUAAUUUAACGGGCAUUUUGUAAUUUCCUAAUGUGGCUGAAUUUCGUGACACAGCUCCUUUAAGUAAAAUUAAUUUACGUUCCCAUUCGGCGAUGAUAACUAGCAAAGCCCUUCAUUGUUUUUCACAACUUGCUUAUUUUCUUUGCUUCAAAUUUUCAGGGCACUCAACACUUCAGCAGUCCGACGAAAGCGAAUCACACAUGAAUUAUCCUCGUUCAUCAUUGAACCGUAAACGAACCAUUGAAUCCUUGAUUGUCGUAGAGAAAAUCAUGACGAAGUUUUAUGGAAUCAAUCAGAUAAAGAAAUACGUUCCCACUAUUGUCAACAUGGUAUGACCCAUAACCUAGCUAUGCAAACAUUUACAAAUGUAUCAAGAGAUCAGGAGCACCCAACGUCAAUUUUCGGAAUAUAACUGUUCGGAAGACGAUUUGAGAUCUAGAAUUUUCGGAACAUUUGUUGUCAAAUUUCUUGCUUGCCUGCCUCUCCUAGGAUUUUCGAACAUCUAAACAAUGGUAUAGUUGCCCAUUUUUAACCGAUUUUUACCCUAAAAAGGUCACCUAGAAUUUUCGGGAGCAUUUUUUCUGGCUGAAAUUUUCGAAAAGGUAAGUUUUGAUCCCUAUAAUUUUCGGAUCGCUAGACUUUCAGCUACGAAAUCCGAACAAAUGAAACAUUUUUAGGGGAUAAAAAUAUGCCUUUAUCUACCCUUUAAAGACUAAAAUACGUUUAACAAUGCUGAUGUUUUAAUAAGUGGUUUUGAGCUAUAUUCUGGUUGGGUGCCCCUGAGAGAUGAUAUUGGCCCUAUUCAAACGAAACGAUCACGUUGGACAAACUUUAUUGGAUUGAACAUUUUGGACGAAAUUUAUUAGAUCUGUUUGAUCACCUUGCUAGACAGUGUUGGAUGGGAUUAAAUCUGUUUUAAUUUCAAACGUUUUACCCAAAAUCUUCUAAAACUUUGUUGUAGUUGACGAGGUCGCAUCACACCCGUAAUGUUUGGACGGUUUUGGUGGGCGUGCGCAUGUUCUGUCUAGUAACUGAUUUUCAUAUGCAAACGUGCCUUUUGAACUAAUACUGAGAUUUGGAUGGGAUUUUUCCCAUCAUCCCCAUGUGCCUUUAUCGGGUUGUAGAUAGCAAUGAGUCCAUUUUUAACGGUCCCUUGAACUAAUUGUCUUGGUCUUUAUUUAAAUAGAGGAGAAUAUAUUAUAUAGUUUAAGGAGAAACUGGACAUUAUGAGGUCUUUUUUGAUAUAACGUACCUCUUCUCCCCAAUCCCCCUCCCUUUUCCCUUCCUCCCUAUCCCCUACCCCCUACCCCUUUGGAGGCCUGCUACGCAGGCUACAAACCUGACACAAUUCUACAUUCUGUCGCCAUGUGCGACACACUCGCUGCUGGUAUGACAUAGAUCAUUACAUGCCCUCAAUGUCGCAAACCAAGAGCCAUUUUUCGCAGACAUAAUUAAUGAAGAUCAAUUCAGAAUGAUACUUUACUUUAUUUUUGUUUUCUUCAGGCGCAUGGAUUACUAUCAGAUGCUUCUAUUGGAGCGGAUAUCAAGUACAUUAUCCAAAAACUAUUGAUUCUCCAACAAGAUAUGGUAGGUCUUGAAAAAUAAAGACUGGGAAAGAAAAAAUUCAAAUAAAUGGAAGAGUAAGGGAAGGAAGAAGGAAGGAAAGAAAAAAUGGAGGAGCGCGUUUGUGAAGAAUUAAAAAACGAACAAAUAAACCAAUUUGUCCUCUGCUAAGGGUACUUUUAUCAGUAUAACAAGUGAUAGAGGAAUGCUGCUUUGACUUUGGAGCUGUGAAAGAAGGCUUUCAGAAUAGGUUUGUUAGGUAUUUUUAUUGAUUUGUUUUAUCCAGACGUUCGCAGGGCUCUACAUAACUGAACACAAAAAGCCGAGUAGUAUUUGUUACCCCACCUGCAUCUGGGCCUGGACCAGGAUCAGUAACCAGGUGGAAAUGUAACGGUGAACUUUCCUAGUCCCUAUACGGCGUCAUCUCAGGCCUUCUCGGUUAAUGUAUUUCGGCAGCGUAUCCGACACAGGGACCACGUGAACCAAAAUGCAUAGGCUGUGCGGAAUAAUGAGACCUAGAGCAAGGCAAACGGUGAACAAGGUCACAGUUAUGGGAGAAAAGUUCAAUUGUUGGUUCAUUACUGCCGGUGAAGCGUCAAAAUGUUAUAUCUAUUUCGUGUCUUUGACGUUACUUCUGAUAUUGAAGAUUGGAUAGACAUAGUCCGUUAAGACCACAGAAAAAUUAGUAGCCUGGCUUAUUAAACAUUAUAGCCUUCUAAACAACCUAGUCCCCAGCACUUCCCCCCCUUCCAUUUUCUAAGGAAAAAGAAAAGCCCUUUGGACGAAUUUGCCUUCUACAACACCACGGAUCAUACAGAGGGACUUCAAUUGACGAUUUUAUCACAUAUGGGUGUUCUUAAUUUCCGAGAUGCUGAAAGGGAGUCCUUAAACUUAUAAACUCAGUUUUGAUAUUUUUGUCGUUUUUUAGGACAACCUUGAGAUAAACACGCAUGCCGCUAGUACUCUGUCAAGUUUCUGUAAAUGGACCACAGGGCAAAAUGAGGCAGAUGACAAAAACCCAAAGCACUUCGACCAUGCCGCCCUUUUUUCCAAGUAAGAUGCAGCUUUAUCUUAAUUCUUGCAAACUGAAACUUGUUUCAAAUCAGGGAGAGGUAUUUUAGUAUAUUGUAGUCAGUAUCUUGUAGCUCGCAAGUAUACUUGUGAGAUUAUGCUCGGGUACCGGUUAGCUUCCGGUUGGACGGAGUGAUCGAUUGAUUCACAAAUAUCAGCCAAUUUAAAAAGCCGUGUUCUACAUGAGCUGUAUGUCCAAAUUUACAUCAAGUCCAGUAUUUUAGCGUUGCAGGGAUUUUCGGCAAUCUGAUCAGCCUUACGUUCUCAAAGUCUUUCCUUGACUGAACCUUGAUAAUCUGUGAUGCAGUGAGUCAUCAUAAUUCAAAUCCGUAUUAGCCGUGUCCGUAUAAAGCGGGCCAGUUUUAGACAAAACAAAUAAGCUUUUCGUCGGGACAAACGAAACUGUCCAUCAUAUACAGGUGUCUGUAUUGAGUGGGUGUCUGUAUAACCUCCUACGCAGGCGUUUUUAGGGGAGCUCGUAUAUUUCGUCCGUUUGUGGGGAGGGACGAGAUACGAGCACCCCUAAAAACGCUUGAGUGGAAGGCUAGUAUCCGUAGAGGUGUGUCGCUGAAGCGUUCAAACCUUACCCUGCUAAAGACAAAAAUUGCUCUUUUUCCUACUCUGUAUAAGACAAGAGACCUUAUUUUAUAAGCCUGAUUUGUUUCGUUUUGCAUAUAGAAUUAAUUAGUUUUUCAUACUCAGAAAUAUAAUGGAACCAUAUUUUGGGGGGAAAAUUGGCCUUUUUCGCGAAUGUAGACUGUUCAUCUGCAGCCUUCAUACUCUUAAAGGGAACCUCCACUCUUACUACAGAAUAAGUUUAAAUCGAAUAAAAUUAUGUUGAUAAACAAAUUUGUUCGAAAUUUGUCCGGGCAAAAAGUUGUUUAUAUCAGGAAAAGUCAUCUGUUCAAUUUAACAUCAAGCCCUUCAUUUUAUAAAAGGGAAGCUACAGGUAGCCUGCGCGCAGACGAAAUUAAACUCUGGUUAACUCCGUCUGCGAAACAGCGCCGAAAUCCUUGUUCUGGACUUCCAGCUGUGCUAUUUGUUGCUCUAUUGUUCUGACACAAAGCUUUUGUUUUUGUUUGUCAAUCACCGAUCAACCAUUACACGUCACAAUUAUUCAAAUUGGCGACGCCGUUGGGGGUCCAGAAAACAAAAAUAGGCUUCGAAUCUAAAAGUUUAUUUCGGCUGCGGAUACAAACGUCUUUUUUGCGCAAAAUAUUUUAGGUUGACUUGACUGUAACAGUUAUUUCCUGUGAUUUAAACUUAUCUUUUUGUUGAAGUGGAGGUUCCCUUUAAACACACCCUGUUUAAGACGUCAAAUAGCGAAAUUUCAGAUUGCUCAGAUUAUUUAUUUGAGGCUACCUAAAAAAAUUCUUCUUUUGUAGGUUAAAUUUUUGUAGAGGCAAAGGUAACGGGCAGGCAGCAGAUUGUGGAACUAUCCUAGGUAAGUCAUCUGUUCAAUUUAACAUCAAGCCCUUCAUUUUAUAAAAGGGAAGCUACAGGUUGUCAACUGAAAAACUGCGUAAUUUUUUCUGUCCAGAAAAAGAAAAUGUUUUUCAAGUAUUUCUAUUUCAAACUGCAAUGUAUCUUGGAAAAAUAUAUCUAAACCAGAAUACUACUACAUGUAGCCACUAAUUUUACUUUUUUUGUGUUACGUUGUUUAGGCUUGGCUGACUUGAAGGGAAUGUGUCAGAGAGACACAAGCUGCACUCUCAACAAAGACACUGGAUUGGGAACAGCAUUCACGCUGGCUCAUGAGACAGCUCAUAAGUAAGAAUGAUGAGCAAUUGAUCGUUUCCUAACCGGCAAACAGGCUCACUCGUGCAAGUUUGAGAAAAAUUUUGGCGAGGGAGCCGCCAGCGCCGGAGGAAGAAUGGGGCGAGGAACCACACCCCAUUCCUGUCGCGCGUUAGUGGCUGUCCCCCACCAAAAUUUUUCCCGAACUUCCACAAAUCAUUUCCUCCAACCCCGUUGGACAAAAUUUUCGUCGUCUUUAUGGAGUCAGAUUACCCUAUCUCUUUUUUUUUUUUUUUUAACAGUUUGGGAGCUGAACAUGAUGCAGAAGGCAACAAGUGUAGGGAUGGUGUUUACAUCAUGGCAACUAGGGCCAGCGGUAAAAUCACAGCAUUUGAUUGGUCACCCUGUAGCCGGAAUUAUAUCACAAACUUUUUGCAGUAAGUUGAAGUUUACAUAUGAACAGCACUGCUACUUGAAUAACCAACCACUUACUAAACCUCUGACGUGGCCUAAACUCCACCAUGUUGUUUCCUUGGAUAAACUUUACUCUGAAUAGAUUUCUCUAACUUUCUGGACAUAAAUGGGUGCUUAUUUCAGUGAAAAUAAUUUUCCUUUGUGACUAUUUUUUAUAUAUCAUGCCUAAUUUUACCUGUACUUUUGCUUCCGACUUUAAUCCAUUCACUAUUGAAUGCAGAGCGACUUUCAACUCUAACGGAUAACAAAAACACAGGCAACGUAUAUUUAACUGUAUGUUACUAUUACCCCUUGCAUUAAUGCUUUGAACUGAAUUUACCUUUGCGUAGGACUGCUCAGUCUAAAUGCCUGAAUGACAGCGGCGACCACAAAGUCUCAAUCCCUCAAGGGCUGCCGGGAAAACUCUACAACGGCGACGACCAAUGUGUGCGCAUGUUUGGUGCUGGUUCAAGUGUUUGUCAAAUGCCAGAAUAUAAAAAGGUGAGGUGGGGGGGAGAAGGACAAGUUUUAUAAGUUAGACGAGCAAGACAACAGGUGAUCUCGGCAUAACUGGAAAUUUGAUUGUACAAUAUGAGUAAAAAUGGAAAAGUUAGCUUCGCACUCUUAUGUACAUCAAGAACAAAAGCGUAAAACCCGGUUGAGUAAUUAAUAUCUGUGAGAAAAUGUAGUGGAGCAUACUUAAAACGAGUUAAAUCUUUUAAUCGAAAAAAGAUCCUCGCAGCUGAGUUUUUAACUUGAGCAGUUGAUAAAUGAUAAACUGACUAACGCGGGUUUAUUACUUAUGAAAUUUGCUUAAUCUGGCACCUUAAGUAGGACGUUUCCUUCUACCAUUCGCAUUUAUUUAGUGGAAUACUUGUUAUGUCAGUAUGUUAUCCCAGGUGCGGCUAAACUUUAUUCAGUUUGUUUAUUAUUUUUCUGGAUGUUGAUCUUCCUCACUACAGAAAAUGUGCGUCACCUUACACUGUCUAAAACCUGACGGAUAUUGCGAGUCCAAUGACGAACCAGCCGCAGAUGGAACAAUAUGUGGUCUCAACGAUGACAUGGUACCGAUCCUCCUUUAAUCCACUUCUAUUAACGAAACCGCGAAAAAUUCACACGUAGGACAAAAAUAAUACCUAAAGGCAAUGAGCUCGAUAGUAUUCAAGUGUAUUUUGCUUAUUUUGCUUAUCCUGAGGCUACGCAAGACGCGAAAUGGCUUUAAAUCAAAACGAGACUCCGCUCCGAAGAUCACUACAGAACAUCCCCCAAGGAGAGAAAACAAGCCUCCGGUUUCAAACACAUUGAGAUUUCAAUUUACUAAAAAGAUAUGUCCAACACGUCAAUUUACUCAAAAUAAAUAGAAACAACACAAAAAGAAAAUACUGCGCAGACAAAAAUUUUAACUUAGCUCUAAAUAAGUAGCAUUGACUUGUCAAACAUUUCUAAGCGCAACGUCAAAAAUUAGUGAGUGUCGCGAAGUUUUUUCAAGGAUGUUAUUUUGUUUUUGAAACGUUCACUGAGUUAAUUCAUAUGGUUUCAGGACCAUAAUUACUGAGGCUCAAUCUGUUAUCUCUUAGGUGUGUAGCCGGGGAAAAUGCCUCCCUGAAGGGAAAACAGGUUACCAGAAUGUGGAUGGUAACUGGGGGGCCUGGGGAAGGUGGAGCGCAUGUUACCCGCGCUGUGGAGGAGGACUUAAGAAGAGAAUGCGCAAGUGUAACAAUCCUGCGUAAGUUAUUUCAUAAGAAAAAAAAAACAAUUCAGUUAUUCACAUAACUACAUCACAGUUUCUGUAUCAAUUUGUCUUUUUUAAACCAUGUUGGUGUUUUCGCCUUAACGUUUCCUUCGUUCCAUUUUCAAGAUAAUUUUUUCAUUAAAUCACUCUCCUAUCCAAAUCAUUCUUCUUUAAACACUAUGAUAUGAUUACAGAAACCUACACAGGGUGCCUUACAUGGCUCACAGACAUUUCCAAGGUAACCUAUUAUUAGAGCUUUUUAGAACGUUUUGAUCAGUAAGAGACUCUUUCUUUCUCUACUUGAUCAGACCAAAACACAGAGGAAAACUGUGCGAAGGGAAAGCUGCAGAAUACACAUAUUGUACUAAGGUAAUUUACAAUUUAACUUUGCAGUUCAAAGUUUAGUUUGUGCUUCAGGCCAUUUUCUUCCUAACCAGCCCUACCUUAGAGGAACACACUUUUUUACCAUUACAGCUUCUAUAUAUUUCGUAAUAUGGCAACUAUGGGCAUGAUACUAACAUUUCUAUUGGGUUUUCAAAGAGUAGAGGUUGUGCAUGGAGGUGCUGAAAUCUCAGUCAGCAAUUAGAUUUUUGGUGAUUUAUCAGCUAACAGCUUUCAGCCCAUAUCGUUAGCAAUCAGACUCUCAGCCUCUUCCCCGGGCUAGUUCACGCUAUCCAAGUGAAUGGAGGAGGCGUGGAACCGAGCGCGACGUCAUAUCAGAAAUCGCUGAGGUCGACUGGGAACGAGGCUGAGUUACUCUUCGCCUCUCUUCGCCCCAUGUAUGUAAGGUAAUCCGAAUCCCAGAAUCCGGAGAAGUUUUACUUGUGGACCCGGGAAUCCUGGGCUUUGGAAUCAGUAAUUCAGCUUAAGGAGUCUGGAAUCCCGCUUAUGACGGUAGUCAAGUAUCCAAAGCGAAGAAUCCAGAAUCCAAGACUUUCUUGGGUUACCUUUCUUGGGGACUAUUCUUUUAAACCAGAUGUUAGAAGACUGUAAGAAUUAGAGAGAGUUGUGGGCUAAAAAUUAAACCAUUUCCAGAGCCUUUGUGCACUGAUUCGUCCUGACAAGGCAAGGCUUCUAAGUGAAUAUUGAUCAAGGCGUCUAUAUAUGCACUAUUCGGUUGUCAAUUAUCCAAACAUCUUUCUUAUUGGAAACUGUCACUGGAAGUAUAUUCACGUUGACAUUAAUUUUACACUGUAGAAAUGCCCUCCAAACUCCGAGAAUCCCAGGAUGAGACAAUGUAUAAACCACAGACACGUUCAGUUUGAAGGAGGACCAUUCAAAUGGAUUUAUGACCCAUAUUAUACCCAAGGUUUGUAUAUAUUAAAGGUAUAGGUACCACAACAAGGCUUAAGAACUCUUUCCAUUUGUUAGACCGGUCAAGCUGUAAAAAGAAUUGCUCAUAGACUAGUAAACGCACCUAAACCAGCCAGAUCCGUCCAUUCAGAUAAGCUCGACAGUGAUGGGUUUUGGAGGAAAUUUCGAGAAAGAAAUAUAAAAAAGGUAAAGAGUCCUAAUUUUACGUCGGUUGCUGGAAAUAGUCAUCUGCUAACAAACGUGAGGCCAACGGUGCUCUCAUUUUACCCCCCUCAGUGCUCCGUUUUACGGGUAUUAAAAGCUUAACUUAAAGCUACACGGAAAGGAAAGAAGUAGAAAGAAGGAUUUCAGUUGUGCUCACACAGGAAUCGAACUCGGGACCUCCCACACAGAAGGUCGUGCACUAAUCAACUGCGCUAAUCCACCUUCCUCUUAAAAUGACCGGUCCGGCUGGCCAGUUAAUCUGACUUUUGAUAAGGGCCCUAAGACUAAGGAACAUCUUCUGUUUAAUUCGGAUACCAGUAGUUUAGUCUCUUUUAUUGUUCGGCUUAAUGAAACUUCCCGAAAAAGGUAAUUUUACUUGGAGCUUUCCAAGCAAAAAUGUAGUAAGAGAAGAAAAAGAGAACCAUUAAAAUAAAAAAAUGUACUAUCAGAAUUCGAUCAAAGACUAGAGUGCACAUCUUAUCCUCUAUAGUUUCUCUAUUUCAGGUUCUCCAAAGUGUACUCUAAGCUGUGCUACAACGAAUGGAGACACCACAACUUUUGGAAAUGUAAAGGACGGAACGCCCUGCUCUGAUAAACCUGACAAGACAUUCUGCGUCAAUGGACAAUGCAAGGUAAAAUAUAAUAUUGCUUAAGGAAGUUUAGAAAAUAGAAUAUUUGGAAGGUCAUAGGUUCGAAUCCUGUCUGAGAGAAAAGACAUUUUCUCUCGUUACUUGCUAAUAUGAACUAAUAAGGGACAAUGAUGGGUAUUUUUCAGACUUUGCAGAGGUAAGGUGUUUUUAUACUAGUUCUUUAAACAAGACCUGUAAGCCCAUAAACCUUAUAAUUAAAUGUAAUUUAGUACCCACGAAACACGUGGGAGUUCUUAUGUUUCCAUGCGUUCCCGAUCGAAUUAGAAUUUGGCAGUGCUGGUUUUUAAUUUAGGGGGUGAGGGAAAGGGGGGUGAAAACCGGUGUACGGGGAGAAAAACCUCUCGAAGCAAGGGAGAGAACUAAUCACAAACUCAACUCACAUAUGAAGUCGACGUCUGGAUUUGAACCCCGACUACAUCAGCAGGAGGCGCUGCUGUCAUAGCUGUGCUACCCUAUUUCAUAAGAUCUAUUUAUCCCUACGUUAAAAGACUUCAGAGAUUGUCUCUCGUGACUUUUGCGAAAUACCAUUUUCUUCUAGGCCGUUGGAUGUGACGGCGGCUUUGAUUCCAGAGCGAAGAAAGACAGAUGUGGAUUGUGUAAUGGAGAUGGUUCUAGCUGUUCUGGGGGUACUAUCAAUGGCAACAUAACGCCAAGGCCGAUCAAGCCUAAACCAGCCUCCAGCGGCCAACUAAAGACCUUCACGUUCAACCGGAAGCCAGGAUGUAAGUUAGGCGUUUGAAUCAGUUCCCCUUCGUCGCGAGCAACUACAGGGUGCGGUCUGUAGCUACAGGAACAGAGAGCCACGGCUCACUGGGCCUUAUUUGAAGGCCAGUUAGCGCUAGACUAGGUUUAAAACUUUAACUCACUACUGGAUUUUUCCGUAUUUAUUCGAUUAAACGCCCUGGGCGCUUGGUAAAUUUUUGGAUCUUUAGAGUGGGCGCUUAUUCGAGGUUAUACGCUUAUCAAAUCUUAACCUUUUGCAGCAAGUAGUAAAUUUGUUUUGUAAUCAAGCAAUAAAUAAUAACAAAAUGUUGUCACUUAUUCCAGGCAAUUCCAGGCUUGGCGCUUAUUUACUUCUCCUACCUGAGCGUGGGAACUUACUCGACUCAGGUGGGCGCUUAUUCGAGGUUGGCGGCUUGAUCGAAUACUGAUAUAAAUAUCGAAGAUCCAUUAGUUUUCUGCUCAUCUUCUUUAAAACUGGUAUGACGUGACAGGGAUAUCAGUUAUUUCAUGCUGCUGCCAAUGCUUAAAAGUACUUUUUCAUCAACGAAUACCUUCUUUUAUUCUAUUCUACAGGGGACUACUACCAGACAAUAACGACUCUUCCUAAAGGAGCUCGAAAUAUUGAAAUCCAAGAAGUUACUGCUUCUGUUAACAACUUAAGUAAGUAAUCUUGGCGUCAUGAGCUCUAUGAAACUUUAUUGCAUGCAAGAGGCACCCGGGCGCUUAUUUAAAAUGUCGAACGAAGGAGAAAUAUUUAGUCCAAAGAAGGGGAGUGUUUGAAGAGAAUCCAAAGAGAAGCCCUUAAAAAUUAAAAGGUUUCUUUCCUACUAAAGAAAGCUUUUGGCGGGCGGCCAUUAAUCUUUUUUUUCUGCAGACAUAAGCAGACAGAAAUCAUGACCUGGAACUGAGAAGAAUGAUUCCAGUGUAGUGAAAAUAGCGGUAAAACAGAAAUCGAGGAGACCUUCCUUGUAUCAUAUUCAAUGGGGACGAUGAUAUACUAGUACAGAGCAGGGAUGGGAUUUUCGUAAUCAAAGAAAACACAGUAAUCAAAACGCUAAAGUCAAAUUUCAGCGCCCGAGGGGAAGGCAAUUCCUUAACUACCUUUCUUGAAAUGCAUUAUAAUUGUUAAACCUCUCACUUUUCUCCUGGGCAUUUUCCGGUAGUGUGGGGUAACAAGAAGAAAUUAUACUAUUUAUGCAGUGUUCUCAUUUUUUUUUUCCAAGUGUUGGAAGAUGCUGACAUGAACAAUAUCCUGAAUUACGAUUCGUACCUUUCCGAUUACGGUCCAAAGAACUUUAGAGGGGCUGGAACCACUUUUAAAUUCAGUAAGAAAAACGAAAGGGAGACCAUCACAGCCCGAGGUCCCUUAACAGAGAGCUUAACAUUACUGGUAAGUAAUCAAUACACCAUAAAUAUCUUAGAGGCUUGUAACUCGACGAACCUUGUUGUGGCACUGCUCAAUCCAGGAAAAGGGUCAUUUGAAGGCUUUUUGUUUAAUUAUGUUACGAAUCAUGUUUCAUCUGAGACGAGCUGUAUGUUUGCCAGUGUAUGCAGGUGUAGCAUACGGGUCGUGACGUUUAUGAAAGUCGUUAGAUUGGUGAAACUCGACUCUUAUUAAAGGCCCAUUCGAUUGACCGUAUUCCAGAAUACGAAUAAACAGAGAAUCUAGAAAUCAUGGUAUUCACUGCAUUGAAAAUCUAGAAACCUGUCUUGUUAAAAUAGCGUUCAAGUGAUCAAGAAAUAACGACAGAAAAAGUCUGUACAAAAAUUUUGUGUAUUCUUAUUCCAAAAUACAAAAAUGGAACGCAUCUUUCUUCAUUACGUGUAAAUGGAAUGAUGAAGUGAACUGGAACCACUAGUGUAGAGAGAUGAUGAGCGAUUUGUUUGUUGAGUGGUUGGUUGGUUGGUUGGUUGGUUUGGUUGGUUUUUCCUUGAGUAGUAGAUGGGACAUUAUCCUCUCUUAAUGAAUCCCAAUAACCCUUACGUAUUACUUACCCUACUCAAUUCUCGGCUUUCGCUACAGUUUGAGGCUAAUGAUGACCAGAAAAAAUACAAAGUGACUGGCCGGUAUGUGAUAGGAGGUGCCCAGUCUAGAAGGGACCUCUUUUCAAACAGUGAUGACUUUCCAGAACUUAUUCAAGAACUUGAGGAAGUCAAUAAAGAACUUAGUGACGCCAAAAAAGCAAAUCAGGCUCGGGAGAAAACAAAGAUUAAAUGGAUUAUGACAUCAGAAGGAUGUUCUGUUACCUGUGGUGAAGGUAUGAAUAACGUGACGUCACAUUUCUCUCUAUUUCAGGUCCUCAAAGACCUCUAAGACAUUCCAAAAAUAUCCUUUUAAUAAUAGUCUUGCAACUGUGUAGAAUGAAUGAAUAUUCUCAAAUAGUGUCAUUCGACGCAAUGUCUUCGUUCUCACAGCGACCUACUCGCAAAAAAAAUAAAUCUCCAGAUUAUACGGUGGGUUGCUGCAAGUUGUAUAAACCAAAAAAACCUAAAGGCUUUUGUUCUUGGGCCAUCGUAGUUUAAUCAGAAAUAAAACACAAACAGAGGUGUUAAAUACUGUGAGCGUUCACUUUUGAAAAUGUAUGUUGACUAGCAUGCGAAAAGUCAAGUUUAUAUGAAAAUGAGAACGCUCACAAUGUUUAUCACCGUUGUUUGAGUUUCAUCUCAGAAAAACCUGACUAACAUACGAAAGACCAUGCAAGCAAUUAUUACUUCUCGAGCAAUUACUCCCAUUGUGAAUUGGUGAAUAAAUAUCAGGACAUCGGAGGCUGGGGGAUAUUGAGCGCUAAUAGCAAAGUCACUUAAAGAAAGAAAAAUAUAUAAACCCGUUUUGCAGUGAAAACUUCAAAGAAAGUUACCAAUUCGAUUUAUGUUAGCCUUUUCCAUAAAAAUUCGUCAAAUUUACCUUACUCAACACGAAACAGGUUUAUAAACUGAAAUAGAAGCAAUUUCCACGUUUUGUGUUAAGGUUCCUUUUCUUACAGGGGUGGAAACGAUGAUUGCAGUCUGUGUCCGUGACGACGACGAGUCAGCGGUUGGAGAUCAGUUUUGUGAGGAAAAGAGGCCUAAGGACAAGUAUAAAAAGUGCAAUCUCCAGAGAUGCCCUGCGAGGUGAGGCCGGUAAUGUAAUGAGUGUAUAUUAGAACUGAAUUUACUCUGGAGUAUAUGACAUCAGCAAGACUUCAUUCUUCAGUAGUAUAUAAUCGCCAUUUGCAGAGCUGUUCUAUUUGAAAAAUAUUCUUGAGAUAAACUGAAGCGUUGCGAUAGCAGUCGCAUGCAAUCAUCGACAAACCGGUGUAGACAUGGGGAACUAUGGCGCUAUACAAGACCAAAUGUGUUCAAAAACAAUAUUAUUGUGUUCCUCAAACAGUUUAGCUAGAUUUCUGGCCUUGUUUUAUGUAAGAUAGUGGCCCUAGUUUUUGAGAAAGGGAUAACUGAAUAAAAAGAGACGAGUAAGCGGUCACAAAAUCAACACUCUGCUGGUUCGGCAAGUAUGAAGCAGCGGUGAGACUCGCUUCCCAGACUUGUGGCCAGGAAUCGAAACGCAGAAGUGACCUCACACGUGGGUUGAGUUUUUUAAUUGUUUUAGUCUUUGCUCCGAGGAGUUUUUCUCAGGGAACUCCGGUUUUCCGAUCUCCUAAAAGACAAAGACAAAAUUUCCCAAAGAACGGUAGAAGAAGAGCCACUAUGUGAAUAUGCAAACACUGAAUAUUAAUUUGUUUAUUUAUUCUUUUGAUUUAAUUUUAGAAAUGAUCAAUAGCGCUUUACAGUAAUACACUCAGUUAAAAAUCUAUUCUAAAUGAUAUAAAUAAACAAAGUAAAAUGUGAAAUGUAAAAUGCAAUUGAAUGAGAAAUUAAUUAAUUAAGUUAAUUAAUCAAAAAUAACAAUAGUCUAACCUGUCCGAAAAAGGUGGGUCUUAAAGUUUGCAUUUAAAGAUAGUUAAUGAUUGAAUAUCGCGCAAAACUCAGCGAUAAAAGGAUCUGGCACCAAGCGUAGAAAGCACUUUCUCUUAAGGCGGCUCCAGUAAAAGACUACUGUUUGAUCUAAAGUAGUAUCUCUACUAACUGGCUAAGACGCUACAGUUUAUUAAGUAUUGUGGCCCCCUGUCUAGGUUGCGCGCGCAAAGCAUGAUUGUCGUUAGCAAUGUAUUACAAAUAAAUUAUAGAAUAUGGUUUAUGUGAUAUCCUAAAUAAUCAAGUGUUCAGUGGAUUAUUCCCGAUAUCACAAAAACCUCAUCCAAUAAUUGUUUAAUAUCAUGAAAAAAGUUUUGAGACGCUUUCCGAUCCUUUUUAUCUUUUCCUGUAGGUGGGAGUUUGGUCCAUGGACCGAUUGUUCUAAAACCUGCAAUGACGGCACGCGUGGAGUUAGGUCACGCGAGGUUUUCUGUGCCACAGAUUCACAAAGUGUGGAGAUAGAAGUGAAAGAAAGUGAUUGCAGGGGACCAAAACCAGCAGCUUACGAGGAAUGUGGAACUCAGACCUGUCCAGCAGAGUGGUACACAGUGCGAGCAGGCGCUGUAAGUCAAAUAACUUAGCAUAACUCUAUUUUUUCAAUUUAACCCGAAAGUAAACAGAUGAUUAGUGUUUUAAAGCAUAUUAAUAAGUUUAUUUAAUUUAUUACAACUUAUUGAAUAAGAGUUAUCUAUCCGGCCUCCAGCCAAUUUAUCUUCAGUACGCAUACAUGUGGUAUGAGCUAAACGAGAAGCAGAUUACAACUUCUGUCUAAUCACAAUUGAAAAGAUCCAAAUUUAGCCUAUCAAACAGGAAAGUCAAAGAAGCCUUUCAAAGUGCUAAUUCCAGUCACAAAUUGAUUGAAAGAUUUUCUUUUCUCUCAAUAGUUAUAUUUUUACUCUGUUUACAGUGUUCAACGUCUUGCGGUGCUGGUGUCCAGGCCAUGGAUGUGAAAUGUGUGAGAGUCAAUUCAUCAGGCCAGGCUGCGACUGUAGAAGAGAAUGAAUGUACUGAUAUCAAGCCUCCUACUCACGUGACCUGUAACGCAGACAAUCCUUGCAAUGACGACCUGGACGCUACAAAAUAAGGUACUGCAUAAGGCGCUGAGCUUUGAGCCGAAUCUUUGAAAAACCAGAGAGAGAGAGGUUUUCUGCAUGACAAUUAUGCCCGAACCAGAUUUUCCUUUCGUAUUUUCUUUUUGUAAAUUGUAAAUUGUAAUUUGUUUACCCACGGAUCACUAAGGAGUUCAUAAGAACUCGUUGAAACGUGUCCGUGUGUUCCAGAUCGAACUGCAAUUUGAAAGUGUUGGUUUUUAAGGAGAGGGGAAAACCGGAGUAUCCGGAGAAAAACCUCUCGGAGCAAGGGACAGAACCAGCAACAAACUCAACCCACACAUGGUGGGCGUCGACGCCAGGAUUCGAACCCGGGCCACACUGGUGGGAGGCGAGUGCUCUCACCACUGCACCACCAUUGUUUUGGUGUCGAGUCUGAUGGGUACAAAAAUAUUAGGGUAUCGGUAGCAAGAGAGAAUGAGCUUAGUUAAUACUUCAACAAAGUGAAAGCUAGACGUUUUCUUUGCCGAAGAAAACGGCUGCAAAGAAAUGCUUUGAGACACUCGGGUUCGGCAGGGAUCGAAAAUGCAUGGGAACAUGGUUAUACUCAAAAGAAAGCAUUUUGAAGUAAGCCAAUCUCUGUUCUUCUGCCGGUGUAGCGUAUUUUAGUUGGAAUACUGAUUUUUUUUUUUGUCUGCUUCAAAUUUCAGAUCACGUUUCCGCCCAGAUCCUUUCCAAGGGGUAUUCAGUAGUUAAAAAUACUUCAU
Porites lobata is the source of this 20220-nucleotide messenger RNA. The record is from the annotation of a GenBank genome assembly. Lineage: Eukaryota; Metazoa; Cnidaria; Anthozoa; Scleractinia; Poritidae.